Messenger RNA from Nelumbo nucifera (sacred lotus), 1609 nucleotides. Its product is annotated as phosphatidylglycerophosphate phosphatase PTPMT2. Gene Ontology annotation, molecular function: phosphoprotein phosphatase activity. Gene Ontology annotation, biological process: protein dephosphorylation. NCBI's taxonomy places the organism in Eukaryota, Viridiplantae, Streptophyta, Magnoliopsida, Proteales, Nelumbonaceae. The record is from RefSeq and is a predicted model, not a curated record.
GUUUUUAUAAGAACGUGGGCCUUUUCACUUCCAAUUCCCGAGAGCUCCAGUUUUGGCAGAGCUUGAGAUCAGAAGAAGGAAUUGAUAAAAAGACGUGUGUUGUUUUGAGAUUAGCAUCGCGACUCGCAAAGUCGAAGAAUUCUAUCGUCCAAGAACACGAAGUGAUUUUAUAAUUCUUUUGAUCGAGGUACUUUUCGUUUAAUUUGGUUCAGGCGAUGAUAUAGCGGAGUGCGGAGUGAAAUCUUCUAGGUUUUUCAUUUGGUUCAAAUCUUUUCAAAUUUGUUCAUAAUUCGGAGGUUUGGAUUCGGUUGGGUUGGAUGGCGUUUGCUUGAAUUCGGUCGCCCUUUAGACGUAUUGAAUUGAAUUUGGUUUUUAGGGGGUACUGUUGAUUGAUAUCAAGGUUAGGGUUUUGCAUCAGUUUGGGUUUUUGGAAGACAUUGUAAAUAUGAAAAUCAAGCAAUUAGACGACGACGUCGAGUCUGAUAACAAGGACAGUGUUUCCCCAAAACAGAUAGUUCGAGUAGACGCAAAGAGAGCGUUGGUCGGAGCUGGGGCUCGAAUUCUCUUCUACCCGACUCUUCUGUAUAACGUUUUCCGGAACAAGAUUCAAGCAGAAUUCCGAUGGUGGGACGAGGUUGAUCAGUUUCUUUUGCUGGGUGCUGUUCCAUUUCCCAAAGACGUUCCUCGGCUAAAGCAGCUUGGUGUUGGAGGUGUUAUUACCCUCAAUGAACCGUAUGAGACUUUGGUUUCAACGUCCCUGUACCAUGCUCAUGGAAUCGAUCACCUUGUCAUCCCCACAAGAGACUACCUCUUUGCUCCUUCAUUUGCUGAUAUAAGCCGAGCUGUAGAUUUCAUUCAUAAGAAUGCAUCAUGUGGGCGAACCACUUAUGUCCAUUGUAAAGCUGGGCGUGGCAGGAGCACAACCAUUGUCCUCUGCUAUUUGGUGGAAUAUAAGCACAUGACACCUGCUGCAGCUCUGGAAUAUGUACGAUCUAGAAGACCUCGAGUACUAUUAGCUCGUUCGCAAUGGAAGGCAGUCCAGGACUAUCAAAAGCACCAUCCAGAUGUUUCUGCAUACUCUCCCUCAGGGGAUGAAGUUAUCAUAACAAAGGCGGAUCUUGAAGGUUAUCAUGGCAGCCACAAUGAUGCUCUGAAGGAGCUGAACAGCGCCCGCAGAACAAUUAGAGCCAGGCCCAUGAUAGCAAAGUUGUCUUGUCUUUUUGCAUCAUUCAAAGUUUCUGGUGGCACCUCGUCAGUGGCCGGGCGGCUGCCACAGAUACGUGCUUGUUAGUUAGGGCCACAAGAAAUCGGAGUCCGAGAGUAAUAUGGCUUUGUACAUAAAAGCAUUCUGAAAAAUAAUUUGAGGGUGAUAUAUUUAUUCCCCAAGCAUGGAUUUGGCUGGGAUCUGUACUCCAAGUCCACGAGGACAGAGAGACAGCCAGACACCCUCAAUGUUGUUUAUAAUACUGUGCUAUGUGCAGGUUCAUUUGUACAGAGAACAAGCGCCACUUGUUGUAUAUUCAUCUUAGGGUCAAUUGCAAGUAAAUUUCUUCUUGUACAUACUUAUUACUUUUUAGGAAAAGAAUCUUUAAGAGAACCUUUGGAUUUA